Molecule: messenger RNA, 2830 nt
Organism: Grus americana (Whooping crane)
Lineage: Eukaryota; Metazoa; Chordata; Aves; Gruiformes; Gruidae
Gene: DSCC1
Product: DNA replication and sister chromatid cohesion 1
Exons: 10
Coding region: 721-1659 (312 amino acids)
Biological process (GO): maintenance of mitotic sister chromatid cohesion; mitotic sister chromatid cohesion
Cellular component (GO): chromosome, centromeric region; chromatin; nucleus
Source: RefSeq, a predicted model, not a curated record
CCCCUGAGGCGAGGCGCGACCCGGACGCCGGCGACACCCCUCCACAGUCGCCGCUUGGGACCUGUCGGCCGUGUGGUGGCCGGGACGGCGACCCGAGGAAGGCUUAGGGACGGGGGGAGAGCCGUCCCACGGCGGGAGGCUGGAGUUUUCCACCGUUACAAGUCGCCCAACCAUUUUUAUUCUUCUAAUCCGGUUUGCAUGACUUGUCCCUUAAACUUGACUCCGUUAAAUUCGAAACAUAAACUAGGAACACCUAUAAGAAGCUGGACAAAGCAAACAUAACCGGCAUUUUGUGAUGGGUAUUUGUAACACAUUUAGAUUAUUUCAGUAAAAUAUUUGUUGUGUGCGUUAAAAAAGGAGAUGGGAUGUGGGGGUAGUUUGUGUAUCGCUACAGUGUGAGUCUGUGACAAGGCCAGAAAGCAAUCGUGGGUCCUGCUUCCAGACUAUUCCAUCUGAUAGCUUAUUCCAUCAGAGUAGCAAUUUUAUUAUUAAAGUUUCCCACUUCUGUAGGCUGUGUAUUGGUGACUGUUCUCUCUCUUUUUUUUUUUUGCGUAUGGAAAAAUUGCUUCUGAGGAGACUUCUAGCAAAAACUGAGGAGAGUUUCUUGCCAGGCAUAUGAAGAUAAAUGCCUAACAAUUUGGGUUUAGGAAAUGAGACCUAGUAAUCCGUGGUGAAAAAGAUGAACAAGCAGUCUUGUGCAGCAAAGAUAAAACUUAUGACAUGAAAAUAGCAGAUACCUCAAAUAUGCUGCUGUUUAUUCCUGGUUGCAAAACUCCAGAACAGCUGAAUGUGGAUCAACCAUCUUGUAAUAUUAUUCAUUCGCAGAUUGCUGGCUUCUCCAAUAACUAUUGGGAAUUAAGGAGAUGCCGACCUAAACUGAAGAAACUGAGGAAGCUUUUAAUGGAAGAUCCAUAUGAAGGGCCAGAUAGUCGGAAGGAUCAGUCUUUGACAUUUUCAAAGUAUACAACAGAAGAUUUGUUCAGCUUGAUUCAAGCGAGUGAAGAAGAAAUAUUGCACCAACUGCAGGUUAUAGAUGCCUGCAAAAUUGAAGGAUAUUGGAGAAUUCUCGAAUUUGACUACGAGAUGAAACUCUUGAAUCAUGUGACUCAGCUAAUAGACUCAGAGUCCUGGUCGUUAAGUAAGGUUCCUUUACGUACCUGCCUUGAGGAACUUGGAUCUCUAGAGCCCACAGAGAUGAUAGAACAUAUUCUUUUAAGCUAUGGAAGGAAAUACAUUGAUGAUGCAGGGGAUGUUUACUUUGAAAUGCAUGAAGACAAAAUAUGCAGAGCUAUAGCACAAAUGCUUUUGCAAAAUGCAGUUAAAUUCAAUCUCUCAGAGUUUCAAGAAGUCUGGCAACAAAGUGUCCCUGAAGGGAUGACAACAAGGCUUAAUCAGCUUAAGGGCUUGGCUCUUGUGGAUAAAAGCUCAAGACCAGAGACCAUCUUUCUGCUAAAAGUAGAAGACUUACCUGAAGACAAUCAGGAAAGAUUCAACAGCUUAUUCAGCAUACGGGAAAAGUGGACAGAAGAGGAUAUUACCCCUUAUAUACAAGACCUAUGUGCGGAGAAGCAGACAGUUGGUGCUCUUCUGACAAAAUAUGCUCGCUCCUCCAUGCAGAAUGGUGUUAAAGUCUAUAAUUCUAGAAGACCCAUCUCAUAACAAGUAUUGCUUUAAGAACUGAGAAUACUGAAUGGAGUAACAGUGAAUGUUGCUUCUUCCUGCCUUCUGGGGAAAGGAGUUGUCAACCGAGAUGAUACAGUGUUCUUAAGUUUAAGCAGCCGAGCUUCUUGAACAAGUUUUGUUUUCUGCUCAGCUAAGUAGAAUGUGAGGGCACUUGCCUCUUCUAAGAAACCAUGGUGUCAGCAGCCCAUGCCCACCUUCUUCCUUCUUUUUCCUUUGUGACUACAGUUAUGCCAGGAGUCGAGCUGCUACUUGAAUACAGUUUAGCUGUCUAUCCAUAAACUGAAGUCUGACAUUAAAAAUUAAAACCUCCUUGAUAAUAAUCAAUUGAUUUCAACAGCAAAAUGGAAUGCUUAGUCUUUUUCUCAUUAGUGAGCAUUCUUAAAGAUUUUGUCGCAGUGUUGACAUUUGAAUACUGCAGCCUUUGAUGAGCUCAGGAAGAAAUAAUUACGGACAGACUACAGUAGUCCUAAUUUUGGAAGGGGUUUUUUUUAUGGUCAUGGCUGUAAAUAACAUUGGCACAAGCUCUUGGCACUUUAACACUUGGCAGAAUUGCCAUUGAAAUAUUACAAAAACCCAAAUUGUGAUCGAGUAUGAGGAUAUGAGAGAAUAGUUGGACAUUGUGUUAUGAACUUCCUAUAAACUGCCAUUAGAAUGUAGCUGAUGUAAAAUUAAUGUUUUACAGAAGACUAUCUUUGCUUUUUAAAGAGAGCUUAUAAACAUUCGUAAUGCAAUUUAUUUUUCUAAAAACUUUGUCAUGGCAAAUAACUACAUGUAGAAAUUGUGCCUUGAAAACUUAGGGUGGAAUAUUAUUCUGUGUAGAGCAAUGAAACAGGGUAUUUUAAUGAUAUUGUCAUAAAGUGCCUGAAAUAGAAAUUUUGUAAUCAUUAAAAAGGAUUGUUUGCAUAGUGAACCAGAGUUUAAUAUUAGAUGUUUUUCAAAUAUUUUUUUUAAACUCAACAGUUGUAGGGUUUUUAUUAAAAAAGCAUUUGCUGCAUCAAACUCAGAUGUAAGAUAUGAAAGACUUUGGAACUGGUAGCGUGCCGAAUGUAGGAUGAGCAUGGAGAGGAGAGAAACUAUAAAUGACAUGUAACUCUUAAGAUGGGUGUGUGCAUCCUUGGAAUUUUGUUACAGAUAAAAAGCCGAAUAA